Messenger RNA from Oncorhynchus masou masou (cherry salmon), 1126 nucleotides. RefSeq names its product acyl-coenzyme A diphosphatase NUDT19-like. Gene Ontology annotation, molecular function: hydrolase activity, acting on acid anhydrides, in phosphorus-containing anhydrides. Bases 104 to 1126 code for a protein of 340 amino acids. Gene Ontology annotation, cellular component: mitochondrion. The transcript has 3 exons. Lineage: Eukaryota; Metazoa; Chordata; Actinopteri; Salmoniformes; Salmonidae. The record is from RefSeq and is a predicted model, not a curated record.
UGCUCGUAUGACGACACAUCAACACAAUAACAUUUGACGUUGGUGUUGUGGACUUUGCUUCAGAAUAACACUAUUGGAAAUGAGAGAAUAAAACGACCAAAAGAUGAAUACGGCUCUGAGACACUGGAAGGAGGCCGCGACGGUCAUACUAGCUGCUGGUACGAGACAUAAACUCCCUGUAGAUAGUUUGACAAGGUGUGUCGAUAAAGGAACCGGUGCACCUGCUAUCAGUGGGCACUCCAGCUUGCCUGACAGGUCAGCCUUCGACUAUGAAGUGUUGUUGUUGAAACGAAGCGGUACGAGUGGUUUCAUGCCGAAUGCUUAUGUCUUUCCCGGCGGUCUGGUGGAUCCGUCAGAUUUCUCAAGCGAAUGGCUUGAUCUUUUUCAAUCUUUUCGGCGCUCACCGAAUUUUGGACUGGGAUUUGUGAAACAGCCGCCGGAGACGAGACCUCCCAUCUUCGCCACUGACAGGAAGAAACUGGGUUCUCCCGUUCCAGGUGACGUCGCAUUGAGAAUCUGUGCAGUGAGGGAAACGUUCGAGGAGUCCGGUGUACUUCUAGUCGUGUCAAAAGAGGAAGAGGGUACUUUAUUUAACAGCAUCGAGAACAACCGAUACAGUCAACCCGAAUUAACCCGAAUAACUGAUCUCCGUGACAAGAGUGAAUUGGCUAAAUGGAGAGUGCAGGUAAACGAGAACCCUUCUAACUUCAUCAGAAUGUGUAGGGAGCUGGAGUGUCUACCGAACAUCUGGGCUCUGCAUGAAUGGGGCAACUGGCUGACCCCCACUGGUGUGUACGCGAAACAGAGGAGGUAUGACACGGCCUUCUACAUGUGCUGCUUGCAAGAAACACCACCUCACACCCUACAAGACGAGAAGGAAAUUGUGCACUUUAAGUGGUCCACUCCCCCAGAGAUCCUCCACAGUUACCAGGCCAGAGAGAUGUGGAUAGCCCCUCCACAGUUCUAUGAUCUCAGCCGAAUGUGCAGGUUCCCCUCCCUGCAGAACCUCCACAGCUUCUCCAGACAGAGAGCUUCAGAGGGCUGUGAACAGUGGCUCCCUGUCCGCAUGGUGUCAGACAGCUACUACAUAUCACUCCUCCCAGGUGACGAGAUGUACCCAGAGUGA